Arachis stenosperma is the source of this 1083-nucleotide messenger RNA. RefSeq lists its product as uncharacterized. The transcript has 2 exons. The record is from RefSeq and is a predicted model, not a curated record. NCBI's taxonomy places the organism in Eukaryota, Viridiplantae, Streptophyta, Magnoliopsida, Fabales, Fabaceae. The coding region runs from base 1 to 1083 and encodes 360 amino acids.
AUGGUGGUUGAAGCAGCUGCCGAUGGGAAGGGGUAUGAAGUUGAGGUGGAAGGAGAGUUGCACGCAGCCCAGGACCCAGAUUUUGGUGUGAUGUUGGGGUACGUGGAUCAUGUGGUCGAAGCAUGUGCGGGUCGAAUGAAUGGUUGGAACCGAGAUGAUGGAUGUGGACCUAAUGGCAGAUCAGUGGAAAGCUUGAUUGAGACUAAGCGACAGGUUGUGAUGAGGUUUGACGUGGGGAGGAUUUGGGGGGAUAGUGAGGUAGGGUGGGAAUAUGUAGGCUCGGACGGUGCAUCUGGUGGUCUUUUGUUGAUAUGGGAUGAAAUAUUUCUUAAACUGAAUAACUGUUAUAAAGGAGAGAGGUGGUUAUGCGUUGAAGGUAUCCUGCUGAAGAAUAAUUUCCGUUGUGCUUUUUUCUUGGUCUAUGGUGCGCAUAGUAGAGAAGAGAAGAGUCAUGUGUGGAAUGAGUUGAGUUACAUUACUGGCCUAUGUCAGGUACCUUGCUGUUUCAUGGGAGAUUUUAAUGAGAUUGUGAAUGUGGAAGAACGAAAAGGUACUGUUAGUUUGCCUCUAUCUGCAGAUGAUUUCAGGAGUUGGAUCCAAGACAUGCACCUAGUGGAUCUGCCACUUACGGACCGCAAGUUUACGUGGUUCCAUGGCCAUUCUUGUUGUUGGAUUGAUAUAGCUAUAGUUAGUAUAGAAUGGUUGGAGGAGUUCCCUGAGACCCGAUUAAGGGGCGGACCUGGAGGCCUGUCAGAUCACUGUCUAAUCAUUGUGGAAGAUAACAGGAUGAGGGGAGGGCCUAGGCCUUUUCGAAGUCUUGAUUUGUGGUUUACACAUGAAGGAUUUCUCAGAAUGGUCAAGGAGGAAUGGCGAAGUCAAGGGGAAUUGGAGUUUAUAGAGAAAUUGAAGGCCUUAACGGGCCCUUUGGGAAGGUGGCAUAAGGAGAAUUUUGGUGAGAUGGAUAAAAAGAUCGCGAAGCUGGAGGAAGAGAUUAAAAAGGUGGAUGAUAUGGUAGGUAAUAGGGUUUAUGAUGGGACUAUCGACGCCAGAAGGAAGGCAUUAGUCACAUGCUGUGAGAGGUAG